GGUUCCUUAGGCAAAAGGACUGGGUACAUCGCCUGUCCGGAGGUUUAUAAAAAUCCCUCCAGGUUGCUCAGAACGGGAUCUGAAACCCCUCCACGUAUCCUUUGUGCUCACCUCUUUCUUCAUUGCCUCCUGAGAAUCGCGAGGAGCACUUAGAGAAGACCUGGAGGUGGGGCCACCCGCUGCCCCAGACUCUCUUGGUGCCCAGUCACCUCGGUGCCCCCGGUAGGGUGCGAUUGGCGAUUGGGGCAGGAAACCCCCGAGGAGGCACGGGAUCCGUCAGGGCAGGGCAGGACCAGCGGCUCUCGGAUCAGGGCGGAACCAAUAUCUGACCCGGACAGGUAAAACCAGGCGGCGGUGGCAGCGGCGAAGCCAGGCGGCGGGCAGGGCAGGCAGAAGCGAUCUGCACAUCUGUGGCCGGCACCCCUCGGCGCCGCCGGACACCAUGAGCGGCCGAGUAGGGGACCUGAGCCCCCAACAACAGGAGGCGUUGGCCAAGUUCCAGGAGAACCUCCAGGACCUGCUACCCACCUUGCCCAAGGCUGAUGACUACUUCCUCCUGCGCUGGCUUCGAGCUCGAAACUUCGACCUGCAGAAGUCAGAGGACAUGCUCCGGAAGCACAUGGAGUUCCGGAAGCAACAGGACUUGGACAACAUCCUUUCAUGGCAGCCCUCAGAGGUGGUCCAGCGGUAUGACUCGGGCGGUCUGUGUGGCUACGACUAUGAAGGCUGUCCUGUGUGGUUUGAAAUCAUUGGGACCCUCGACCCCAAGGGUCUUCUCCUGUCAGCCUCCAAGCAGGAGCUGAUCCGGAAACGCAUCAAGGCCUUUGAGUUGCUUCUGCAGGAGUGUGAGCUGCAGAGUCAAAAGCUGGGUAGGAAGAUUGAGAUGGUGCUGCUGGUGUUUGACAUGGAGGGACUGGGCCUGAAACACCUGUGGAAGCCAGCAGUGGAGGUCUACCAGCAGUUUUUUGCCAUGGUGGAAGCAAAUUAUCCUGAGACAAUGAAGAAUUUAAUUGUUGUUCGAGCCCCCAGACUUUUCCCAGUGGCCUUCAACUUGGUUAAAUCGUUCAUGAGUGAGGAGACACGCAAGAAGAUAGUGAUUUUGGGAGACAACUGGAAGCAAGAGCUGUCAAAGUUCAUCAGCCCCGACCAGCUGCCUGUGGAGUUUGGGGGGACUCUAACUGAUCCAGAUGGCAACCCCAAGUGCAUAACUAAGAUCAACUACGGGGGUGAGGUGCCCAAGAGCUACCACCUGUGCAAGCAGGUGAGGAUGCAGUAUGAGCACACAGUGACCGUGGGCCGUGGCUCCUCCCAGCACGUGGAGAAUGAGAUCCUGUUCCCAGGCUGUGUGCUCAGGUGGCAAUUUGCAUCAGAUGGUGGAGACAUUGGCUUUGGGAUUUUCCUGAAGACCAAGAUAGGGGAGCGGCAGAGCGCUGGGGAGAUGACAGAGGUGCUGCCCAGCCAGCGCUACAAUGCCCACCUGGUGCCUGAGGAUGGGAGCCUCUCCUGCUUCAAGGCCGGUGUCUAUGUCCUGCGCUUUGACAACACCUACAGCCUGCUGCAUUCCAAGAAUAUCAGCUAUACUGUGGAGGUGCUGCUCCCUGACAAGACAUCUGAGAAGAAACUGCAGAGUCUCAAUGCAGCGAAACCCUCCCCAGUACAUUGAGUACCCUGACUGUCCUGCUCUCUCCAACCCCUUUAUACCCUGCUCCUUGCUCCUGCCUUCCCAGGUAUUGAUGGUCACAGAGAGCCAUCUAUCCCACAUCAUCAUCUCAGCCCACUGUGGGCCCAUUUGCAUAGUGGCCAAGCAGUGGGGAGGAAACCAGAUGAGCUUCUCAUCCCCUGUUCCUAGAGAGUGAGAAUAGCAUGACCCCGAGUUCACCAAGAAGGUUCCUCCCACAAGGUCUACCCAUCCCAGCAUUUACCCAUGCUUGGUGUCCUAGCUUGGGGCAGGGGGUAUAUGUGAGCACCAGAUUUGUCAGGGAGCACUGCUAAGUGCAGGCUUAAAGAGCAGGGAAGCCCCAUUUUCUGCACGCAGGAGGUCAAAAGGAAUAGGAAAGGCCGGCUGAGGUAGCUGGGUAGAAGAUGGGGCAGGAGUAGGAGGCUCAGGUCCAGCUGAGCAACAGGGCCUCUUUAAGCUUGUUCUCCUGCCUUUUAGGGAAAGACAGAAAUGAAGAGGCAGGACCCUGCAGGGGUACCAUCAGUGCUGGGGGAAGCCAUGCUGAGCCCUUACAAAGUUGGGUAGAUAAAGAUUGAGUCUCCAUUGACCUCUCUUCCCCUCCACACUUGUUGGGGUUUUGCCACAUUCAGCUCUGGUUCUUUGUGGAUCGAGUAGGGGCCAAGACCAAAGCACAGUUAGAAGCAGGUGUCAUGGUGCUGGGAUAAAGAGUGUGAGCUGCCACCUCAGGGUGCUCAUGCUGGUCUCAGACUUACUUCUUGGAGAACCAUUCAACUCUUCCUCCAUUUUUGUAUCUUAUCAAGGGGAGAAUAGAAAGUCUGCUGCCAAUGUCCCCCCACUUUUGUGAUCCAGGAGCUGGCUAUAAUGGCAAUGGUUGCUCUAAGACUGACCCUCCUGGUACCCAGUUAGGACAGCCACCUCCUCUGCAGUGUGGACUGUACCCCACAGAGUAGACCUCGCCCAGGAAUGAGUUGAGGAAGCCAUCAACUUGAGCUAGUGUAUUGGUGGGUUGACUCUGGGUGGCAGUGAGGCCAUCACCUGGAGCCUGGGAGCCCAGGUUAUGCUGCCCUGCACCCUGGUCUCUGGCUAGGCCAUGCCAGGGGCCACCAAUAUUUCAAAAGACUGUGUCCCACCCAGGUGGGCUUAGUCUCUGGCUCAGAAUCACUGAUCCUGCCCUCUUGGUCUUUUUGCAUUGCUAUCCCACUUGGCAAGCAUACUGAGUACCCAGCUAUAUCCCCUGGAGUGAGUGGUCAGAUGUUGCUGUAAAAGGGAUCUCUGCUGCAAAGCAUUAGCAUUCUGGUUGCCACAGCCCCUCCCAGAGACCAGAAGGUCUCAGCACAUGCCACCCGGCCAGGCACUUUACAAAAAGAUGCCAGGCACCAGCCCCUUUUCUUCUCUCAAGAUUCUGUGAUUUCAUUUUCUUCAGUUGAUAGGUGCUUUCUGUUACCCAAGAUGUAUUUUAAGAGACAAAAUGAUGAGGCUGAGGAAGGCAAGGAGUCUUUAGGAGAGCCCUGUGGGAGUUUCAGCUCCCUAUCCCUCCUGGCCCCUGCAACUGGGGCAGCUGUUUUGUUCAUGGCUUGGAAUCUGAGCAGGAGCUCUGUUGCAAUAAAAAAAUAAACUAAACUGAACUUCUAAA
This is a messenger RNA of Ictidomys tridecemlineatus (thirteen-lined ground squirrel), 3311 nucleotides long. Lineage: Eukaryota; Metazoa; Chordata; Mammalia; Rodentia; Sciuridae. The record is from RefSeq and is a predicted model, not a curated record.